Corythoichthys intestinalis (scribbled pipefish) is the source of this 1924-nucleotide messenger RNA. It is a transcript of the gene c2h7orf57, whose product is annotated as chromosome 2 C7orf57 homolog. The transcript is spliced from 8 exons. NCBI's taxonomy places the organism in Eukaryota, Metazoa, Chordata, Actinopteri, Syngnathiformes, Syngnathidae. The record is from RefSeq and is a predicted model, not a curated record. Bases 125 to 784 code for a protein of 219 amino acids.
GCUUUCGUGAAUAGCGGAUCUUUGAUUUGAAACGGAAGUGGGCCGCCAAGUGGUAGGAAGUAGCUUCUGCUUCAACGCUAUUCCCUUUAAUUUGCAGAAUAAGAAGACACGAACGAUUUAUUUCAUGAUGAGUGCUGUUGUGCCCAACCACCGAAGAACCAAGCCUGGAGGCAUAAAGCCAGGCGCAGCAGCCAGUGGUGUGGCAGGCCCAACAUCUCAAAUUCCUGGCCUGUCCCAAAUUGCUGGCGAAAGCACACCAGUAGAGAGGAUCAGUGGACGGAGGGUCGGCAUCUUCGAGUCUGACUCUGAUUACGUCAAGCUUGCGAAGCAAGGGGGGCAUAAAGGGCUGUUGAGCCAUGAAGAUGACGUGGACGAUAAUCGCAAGAUUGACUACAGCCCGAAUAACUGGUUUGGAGGUGACGAAUCAAAUAGCAGCAGCAAAGCAACAUCUCCCAACAGCCAGGCGAAGGGCGGCAGGCAACCUUUGCUUGCACCGUUUGGCACUGAUAACAGUACCUCCUGGGAAAGAGAGACUGAUAGAUAUACUCAUGAUAACGAUAAGAUGUCUCCCGAUGGUGCCGCCGCUCAGUUGGAGGGGCUUUCUGUGAGCAAGUACAAGAGAACGUCUCACGCUAAGAAAGCACCUCCUGUCAGCAUGUCCAAGCUGCUGAGUCAUGGCUACGUGGAAGACAAAAAGAAGUCUCCCAAUGAUGACGACGCCUCAAGUGUGACUUCAGAGCAAACCAGCACCAUCGCAACUGAGGAUGUGGACGAUCUGGAGUAGCGUGGCGUGUUGCUGUUCUCACAUUCACUCACACUUCUUCUACAUCCACUGACUGUUUGUAUUCAUUUAUGCAGCGGGAUGAGCCCUUAAAUUGAUUUGCUUUGCUUUGGAUAAAGCAUUUAUUUCAUUGAUUAGAUGGUCUGCUGCCGUUUUGUUUUUGUAACGCAAUUCCUCAAUUUGAACUUGCAAGUUGUGUGGGAAAACAACUCAUUUAGCGCUCUGCUUCCAUUCUUUAAGCAUGCUUCCGAGCGGCUCAGUUUGCUGGCCUGAUUGCGCGAACAACGAGUAAGUCAGUCUUUAAUGUGUUUGUGCUAAUUUAUUUAAAUGUGAUUUAAGUGAGGUAAAAUAAUCUGUGUUUGAUAUGCCUGUGCCAAACUUUACAUGGCGGCAUUGUGUUACUUAAUAUUAACUAUAAUACUCAACCACUCUUGAAACGUUCUUAAGGAUGUUUUGCACACCGAAAAGCAAAACACAUUAAAUAUUCCUGUAAAUGCAGUUAAAUCUUCAAAAUGUCUUGUUGACCUGCUAACUAAGUGGACGGAACCUGCAGUCUUUGGCUUUCAUGACAAACCCUCCAGUUCCGCUACGCUACCCUGUGUUUGGGUGAGUGUCAAUCUGGAAAUUAUACAGAGCACAAAGAUACUGAGACUAGCCUAAAACAAUCCUCGACAGUUAUCUUGAGUCAAUUUCACUGCUUUUAAUUCGCUUUCACCAUCAAUCUGUAAACCUGUCAGUGAUGAGAAAAUCCAAAUCAUAGUGGGACACUUGAUGUUCAUAUAAAAGACUGAAAAGAGCUUUCAUUCAUUAAAACUGUCAUCUUAUAAAAAGCCGUGUCUGUAUGAUGUGAUCCCUUGUAUUUCUGCACUACAAAAAGGGUGAAGUUUAGUCACUUCUGGUAUUUUUUCCCCUUUAAGCACUGGUAUUGUAUUUUUUUCUCUAAGCACAAAUCUACUUUUGUGGGUGUUUUUUUCUUUUCGUGUGGAUUUCAUCUGUCUGGCACACGUUAAGGAGGUGGGGGAGGCAGUGCUUAUAUAAUACACGUGUUUUGAAGUGAUACCACCAGAUGUGAUAGUCUCCAUACAAACCUUUUAUUUCAAUAAAUGAGCAUGUGCAUGUUCUGAUUUCAUCUUUCUUUGGCUU